This is a messenger RNA of Exophiala bonariae, 1272 nucleotides long. RefSeq lists its product as uncharacterized. Gene Ontology annotation, molecular function: structural constituent of nuclear pore. The record is from RefSeq and is a predicted model, not a curated record. The coding region runs from base 1 to 1272 and encodes 423 amino acids. Gene Ontology annotation, cellular component: nuclear pore central transport channel; nuclear pore. Gene Ontology annotation, biological process: NLS-bearing protein import into nucleus; protein localization to nuclear inner membrane; nuclear pore organization. The transcript is spliced from 2 exons. Lineage: Eukaryota; Fungi; Ascomycota; Eurotiomycetes; Chaetothyriales; Herpotrichiellaceae.
AUGAGUUUCUUCGGUAACUCUCAGGCGCAGGCGCAGCCUGCUAAGCCCAGCCUGUUCUCUCAGCCCUCAAUGUUCAACCAGUCGCAGAAUCAACAACCUCAGCAAUCGCAACAACAGCCGAACCAACAGAGUCAAGCUGGAGCAGGACUGUUUUCCGGCUUCAGCUUCAGCAAGCCUGCAAGUCAACCUCAACAGCAAGCAAGCGUUGGACCCUUUUCAGGAUUGAAUCCCGCGUCUACGCAGACUCAAAAUCAGUCAGGAUCUGGAUUGUUUGGUACAAGUACGACUGGUGGCUUCGGGACAAGCAUGCAGCAGCCACAGCAACAGACUGGUGGCAUUUUCGGAGUCUCCUCUCAACAGCCGGCACAGGUGCAGCAGCAGCAACAACAACAACCACAACGACCCUUGGAUCAGACGCUGCGCUUCGGUCAGUCUCAACAAGGACAGUCGGCUUCGCCCUCAUUGUGGGAAGAAGGGCGUGGCUUGAACGUGUUUAGAUCAAUACCAGCGCAAAUGAACAUUGUGAAAAACAAAUGGGAUCCACAGAACCUGUCUUCGCCUUUGCGCGCCUACUUAUAUCAACAUGUUGGAAACGAAACAGAAGCAUUCAAAUACCGAGCUGGCCCAGAUGAAGAUGAGGAUAAGUGGGAAGAAGCAGUCAACAAACGACCUGGUCCUGAAUGGGUUCCGCUAGUAGUGAGAGGUUUCUUUGAACUGGGCCGCAAAGCUCAAAUUCAGAUGGAAGCUAUUCAGAGAUGUAACAUGAUGCUCCAAGAGAUCAAUGCAUCACUUGACGCCCAGUUGGAUACCCACCGCCAGAACGUUGCUACAAGGCUUGAAGAAUGCAAGCGGCGACAAAUUGCAACUGCGCAAAGAACUUUGGCCUUGGCAGUCAAGGUUCAGACUCUCCGAAACAGGGGUUAUGUGAUGGACAACGCGGAAGAAGAGCUGAAAUCUAAAUUGGAGAAACUCCAACGUGAAGUUUUCGACCCAAGCCUCAACGCACGUGAACAGGAGGUUUGGGCACGCAUGUUGGCUAUCAGGGAGCGAGCGAAGCGCAUCAAACUGGAAAUGGAAAAGGUCACACCAGCUGCGACUGAGAAGGACUCGACCCUCGAUGAAGAGACCAUUAUGGCUGCCAAAAAGACACUGGAAGCAUAUGAUACUCAACUACGACACUUGCAAAAGGAACUGGACUUGGUUUCACAAGAAUUCCAAGACUGGGAUAAGAUCUCAAAAGACCGAGAUAGUGAUGUCCCUCGACGACGCUGA